GAAAGAAAGAAGCAUGGAGACAGGCGAUGGGAGUUUGUGCGCUUGAAUGUCACCGAUAGAUAGUAAAUACAACUCUGCGUUAUCUAACUUCCAUAUUCAAGUAUUUCAGUCACCACCAGAACGUUUGACAGAAUGCCUCGAGUGAAUCUCACGUGAGAUUCGCCUUUUGGUGGUAACAUUGGUAACAAACGAUGGUAACAUUUCACAUGGACAGCUGUAGUUGUUAUAGCUUCUACCGAGAAUAGGGUCUACACAUAACCUUGCUAUCUAUCUACAUACAAUGGGCAGAGCCUAUCAGCUAUGUAACAUUUGUUGUGAUUUGCUUUGAAUCAUAAUGUUGCCAUGCUCUUGGGGAUUGUGGAGAAGCGCUAUUCACACCCUCAAGACAUUCAGCAGAGCAUCUCCAUCAGCGAGGGGCCUGUGUAUCCCGACCAGAGCGGUAUGUGAUGCUGAGACCAUCUUUGCCCUGUCGUCGGGCCACGGCAGAUGUGGUGUGGCGGUGGUCCGUGUCAGUGGUCCUGCCUCCUCCAUGGUUCUGAGAAACAUGGCAGGUCUGACCCAGGCUCUACCCCCUCCUCGUACCGCCCUGCUACGGAGGAUCACUGACCCCCAGUCCAAAGAGCUGCUGGACCGAGGACUGGUCCUCUGGUUCAAAGGUCCCCACAGCUUCACAGGGGAAGACAGUGCAGAGUUUCAUAUUCACGGAGGUCCUGCAGUCAUCACAGCUGUCUUACAAGCCCUAGGAAGCAUGGAGGGUGUGAGGCCUGCGGAGGCAGGGGAGUUCACGCGGAGGGCCUUCCACGCGGGGAAACUGGGCUUGACGGAGGUGGAGGGCCUGGGGGACUUGAUCCACGCUGAGACUGAGGCCCAGAGGAGGCAGGCCCUCAGGCAGAUGGAUGGGGAGCUGGGCCGCCUCUACCAGGACUGGAGUUACAGGCUCAAACGGUGUUUGGCUCACGUGGAAGCCUUCAUAGACUUCAGUGAAGAUGAGCUCAUCGAGGACGGGGUGUUAAAUCAAGUGGACAGUUCAGUGCGCCAGCUGGAGACAGAGAUAGAGAGACACCUAAAGGACGAGAGGAGAGGAGAGCGGCUGCGCACCGGAGUACAGGUGGUGAUAGCAGGAGCUACCAAUGCUGGGAAGAGCAGUCUGCUCAACACGCUCUGCCAGCGUCCAGCAGCCAUCGUGUCCCCCAUCGCGGGCACCACCAGGGACAUUGUGGAAACCUCUCUGGACAUUGGGGGCUUCCCUGUCCUCCUGAGUGACACCGCAGGGCUCAGAGACUCCUCGGACAGCGUGGAGAGAGAGGGGGUCCGUAGAGCCCGCCAGAGGGUGGAGCAGGCUGAUCUGACCCUAGUAGUGGUGGACUCCACCCAGCUACCCCCAGACCCUCAUCUAGUAGCAGCCUUCCUCCAGGAGCACCUCAGCACUGUGCUGCCCAGCCCUGAUGCCGGCAUGACGGCUGCCUCAGACAGGGUCCUGCUGGUGCUCAACAAGAGUGAUCUGGUACCUGAGGGGCAGAGGGAACGAACAGAGGGAGAGCUGAGAGAGAGACCGGGUCUCCCUCCUGCAUGUUUUCUGUCCUGCUCUACCAGUACAGGCCUGGAGGAUUUCCUCACUGUGCUGCAGAGCAGGGUCAGGACUCUGUGUGGCGACCCUCUGAGCGGAGCUCCCAGUCUGACCCAGGCCCGUCACAGAGCCCACCUCCAGCAGAGUGUCCAGGCCCUGAACCAGUACCACCAGUACAGAGACCAAGACCUGGCCCUGGCCGCAGAGGGGGUCCGCCUCGCCCUCACCCACCUGGGACGCAUUACAGGACGGGUCGGAGCCGAGGAGAUCCUGGACAUCAUAUUCAGAGACUUCUGUAUAGGGAAAUGAAUGGUUGAACGUGGAUACAUCUCAUGCAGAAAGGACUCUAGAUCACAUGACUCUCACACUAGAUCACAUGACUCUCACACUAGAUCACGUGACUCUCACACUAGAUCACGUGACUCUCACACUAGAUCACGUGACUCUCACACUAGAUCACAUGACUCUCACACUAGAUCACAUGACUCUCACACUAGAUCACGUGACUCUCACACUAGAUCACAUGACUCUCACACUAGAUCACGUGACUCUCACACUAGAUCACAUGACUCUCACACUAGAUCACAUGACUCUCACACGAGAUCACGUGACUCUCACACUAGAUCACAUGACUCUCACACUAGAUCACAUGACUCUCACACUAGAUCACAUGACUCUCACACUAGAUCACGUGACUCUCACACUAGAUCACGUGACUCUCACACUAGAUCACAUGACUCUCACACUAGAUCACAUGACUCUCACACUAGAUCACGUGACUCUCACACUAGAUCACGUGACUCUCACACUAGAUCACAUGACUCUCACACUAGAUCACAUGACUCUCACACUAGAUCACGUGACUCUCACACUAGAUCACGUGACAGGGUGGAACACUAACACAGACUUUAAGUGUAGUUAUUCUAGCAAUAUACCAAAAUCUCAACUCUGGAUCUCAACUCUUGCCAGACUGAAGAAGUGUAAACAUCUUAGCAGAUCAUCUGUGACUCUCUACUGAGUCACUGUUUGAGUCAUCAUCACUCUGUGUUCUGUGGGAAAUAAACGGUUUGGUAGGCGAUCAUCUCUGUGUUCUGUCGGAAAGAGACAGUUUGGUAGGCGAUCAUCUCUGUGUCUGUCGGAAAGAGACAGUUUGGUAGGCGAUCAUCUCUGUGUUCUGUCGGAAAGAGACAGUUUGGUAGGCGACCAUCUAUGUGUUCUGUGGGAAAGAGACAGUUUGGUAGGCGAUCAUCUCUGUUCUGUGGGAAAAAGACGGUUUAGUAGGCGAUCAUCUCUGUGUUCUGUGGGAAAGAGACAGUUUGGUAGGCGAUCAUCUCUGUUCUGUGGGAAAAAGACGGUUUAGUAGGCGAUCAUCUCUGUGUUCUGUGGGAAAAAGACAGUUUGGUAGGCGAUCAUCUCUGUGUUCUGUGGGAAAGAGACAGUUUGGUAGGCGAUCAUCUCUGUUCUGUGGGAAAAAGACGGUUUGGUAGGCGAUCAUCUCUGUUCUGUGGGAAAAAGACGGUUUGGUAGGCGAUCAUCUCUGUGUUCUGUGGGAAAAAGACAGUUUGGUAGGCGAUCAUCUCUGUUCUGUGGGAAAAAGACGGUUUGGUAGGCGAUCAUCUCUGUUAAGUGGGAAAAAGACGGUUUGGUAGGCGAUCAUCUCUGUUAAGUGGGAAAAAGACAGUUUGGUAGGCGAUCAUCUCUGUUCUGUGGGAAAAAGACAGUUUGGUAGGCAAUCAUCUCUGUUCUGUGGGAAAGAGACAGUUUGGUAGGCGAUCAUCUCUGUGUUCUGUCGGAAAGAGACAGUUUGGUAGGCGAUCAUCUCUGUGUUCUGUGGGAAAGAGACAGUUUGGUAGGCGAUCAUCUCUGUGUUCUGUGGGAAAGAGACAGUUUGGUAGGCGAUCAUCUCUGUUCUGUGGGAAAAAGACGGUUUAGUAGGCGAUCAUCUCUGUGUUCUGUGGGAAAGAGACAGUUUGGUAGAUCAUCUCUGUUCUGUGGGAAAAAGACGGUUUAGUAGGCGAUCAUCUCUGUGUUCUGUGGGAAAAAGACGGUUUGGUAGGCGAUCAUCUCUGUUCUGUGGGAAAAAGACGGUUUGGUAGGCGAUCAUCUCUGUGUUCUGUGGGAAAAAGACAGUUUGGUAGGCGAUCAUCUCUGUUCUGUGGGAAAAAGACGGUUUGGUAGGCGAUCAUCUCUGUUAAGUGGGAAAAAGACGGUUUGGUAAGCGAUCAUCUCUGUUAAGUGGGAAAAAGACGGUUUGGUAGGCGAUCAUCUCUGUUAAGUGGGAAAAAGACGGUUUGGUAGGCGAUCAUCUCUGUUCUGUGGGAAAGAGACGGUUUGGUAGGCGAUCAUCUCUGUGUUCUGUGGGAAAGAGACAGUUUGGUAGGCGAUCAUCUCUGUUCUGUGGGAAAAAGAUGGUUUGGUAGGCGAUCAUCUCUGUUCUGUGGGAAAAAGAUGGUUUGGUAGGCGAUCAUCUCUGUUCUGUGGGAAAAAGACGGUUUGGUAGGCGAUCAUCUCUGUUCUGUGGGUAAGAGACAGUUUGGUAGGCGAUCAUCUCUGUUCUAUGGGAAAGAGACAGUUUGGUAGGCGAUCAUCUCUGUUCUGUGGGAAAGAGACAGUUUGGUAGGCGAUCAUCUCUGUUCUAUGGGAAAGAGACAGUUUGGUAGGCGAUCAUCUCUGUUCUAUGGGAAAGAGACAGUUUGGUAGGUGAUCAUCUCUGUUCUGUGGGAAAGAGACAGUUUGGUAGGCGAUCAUCUCUGUUCUAUGGGAAAGAGACAGUUUGGUAGGCGAUCAUCUCUGUUCUAUGGGAAAGAGACAGUUUGGUAGGCGAUCAUCUCUGUUCUGUGGGAAAGAGACAGUUUGGUAGGCGAUCAUCUCUGUUCUAUGGGAAAGAGACAGUUUGGUAGGCGAUCAUCUCUGUUCUAUGGGAAAGAGACAGUUUGGUAGGCGAUCAUCUCUGUUCUAUGGGAAAGAGACAGUUUGGUAGGCGAUCAUCUCUGUUCUAUGGGAAAGAGACAGUUUGGUAGGCGAUCAUCUCUGUUCUGUGGGAAAGAGACAGUUUGGUAGGCGAUCAUCUCUGCGCCCUUUGUUCCCUCUCUCCAUCUGGCCUUGAUUAAAUAUUUAUGUUUCCUCGCUGAACUCCUCACCCCUCUUCCCCAGUUUAUUCCUUCUCACCCAGGUCUCUGUCACAUAGGCAGUGCUCGGCCGUACACGCACACACCGUGCGUGUACGACUGUGUGACAGUCUCUCUGUCACGCAGUCUCUCUGUCACGCAGUCUCUCUGUCACGCAGUCUCUCUGUCACGCAGUCUCUCUCACACAGUCUCUCUGUCACGCAGUCUCUCUGUCA
This is a messenger RNA of Oncorhynchus gorbuscha (pink salmon), 4910 nucleotides long. It is a transcript of the gene gtpbp3, whose product is annotated as GTP binding protein 3, mitochondrial. Lineage: Eukaryota; Metazoa; Chordata; Actinopteri; Salmoniformes; Salmonidae. The transcript is spliced from 9 exons. Gene Ontology annotation, biological process: tRNA wobble uridine modification; tRNA methylation. Gene Ontology annotation, cellular component: mitochondrion; cytoplasm. Gene Ontology annotation, molecular function: GTP binding; protein binding; GTPase activity. The coding region runs from base 335 to 1876 and encodes 513 amino acids. The record is from RefSeq and is a predicted model, not a curated record.